CGCCCACCGUACCGGACUGAAUCGAUCUAACGUGCGGAAGAGUUCAGAUAAAUCACACGGGCGCUCCUCGUUGGCCUCUGGGCGAUGUCGGAAUUCCUGAGAUGGUCUUUUCAUCCACUAAUACCGGUCCCGUAGCAAGGGGGGCUACGCUGGGCGUGUCACAGCUCCGGAAUAACCUGUAGCUGCCGCAGACGACAUCUACCCGAACGUUGUAGACUAGAUCUGUGCGAACCGAGGUUGGACACGAACCUGGACGGUGUUACAUGGGGAGCAGCGCUGAGCUAAAGAUCACGGAGUUCAACAACGGGUUGACGGCGCGCCUAACAACUUAAUAUCGGCCUGGGUCGUGUUGCGUAACGCUCAGGAAGCUCGUGCAGUUACAACUACCGCUGGCAUCUAGCUGAGCAGAAGGGCCGGCAGCAGCGAGCCAUUGCCGCCUAACGGAGGACCAAGCCAACGUAGACCUGUACACAGUCACAAGAUGAGGACGUUUUGCAUCAAGACAUUUGGCGUUCUCGUCACCUUUCUGAUAACACAAGAAGAGGCGCUUCCUCAAAACGGGUUACCGACGGUGGGGACAACGUAUGGACAGAUUGUUGGCAAGAGGGUGACUCUAUCGAACCCUCGGUUAAGGCCGGUGAUACAGUACUUAGGGAUACCGUACGCCAGGCCACCGGUGGGAGAGCUCAGGUUUAGGCCGCCUCUCAGACCGAAGGCGUGGCCGGGCGUGUACAACUGCACGACUUUCGGACCGGUAUGUCCACAGGCGGACCUACAGAAGAAGGCCGGGCAUCUCUCACCGCUACCAGAGAGGGCCAGGACCAUGUUAAAGCCAUUCCAGGACAAAAUGAACGAGGACUGUCUGUAUCUAAAUCUGUAUCACCCAGAAGAUAGAGAUGGGAGUGAAAGGUACCCUCUUGCUGUGAUGGUGUUUAUACAUGGAGGCGGAUAUACGUACGGGGCGGGGAGUGCUUACGACGGAAGCGUGCUCGCCAGUCUAGGCAAUGUCGUGGUGGUCACCAUCAACUAUCGCCUCGGUGCUUUCGGUUUUCUGAGCACGGGUGACGCCAGUUCUCCGGGAAACUACGGUUUGUUGGACCAGAUCGCGGCUCUGCAGUGGGUGAAGAACAACAUCGACAGGUUCCACGGAGACCCUAGUCUCGUCACGCUGUUUGGGGUGGACACUGGAGCCGCGGCGGUCAACCUGCUCAUGUUGACUCCCAAUGCGGACGGCCUUUUUCGCCGGGCUAUUCUGCAAAGUGGCUCCGCAUUGGCUAGUUGGGCUCUUUCGACAGGAGGACGACGAAUCACAAACCUUCUUGCAGAGCAGAUCGAUUGUUGUAAGCCGAACAUCUCCAAGACGGUUGAGUGUCUAAGGAAGAAGCCGUACCAGGACAUCAUGUCAGCUGAUAUCAGGAUGUUGGGGUCCCAGUUCUUUCCCAUAUUUGGGCCUGUGGUGGAUGGUGACGUCAUACCAGAUAAUCCGAAGAACCUUAUGAGUGGUGGUGGUCAGUUCUGGACAUACGACGCUCUGCUCGGAGUGACCGAAUCAGAGGGUUACAUGUACAUCAGCGAUCUGCGGAACAUCGAGGACGGCGUGUCCGCGGACGGCUUCAAACUCCUCAUCAGCGACUUCGUCAACCAGCUCUUUCCGAACCGGGAGGCGGAAAUUACCGACGCCGUGGCUUUCAUCUACACCAACUGGGGGGAGGACACCAACAAAACUAGACGGAGUGGCCUCUUGCGAAUGUUUACUGAACAACAAAUGGGCGUGCCGUCCAUUCAGACGGCGAACUUGCAUUCCACUGGUAAUACCAGAACCGGCACCUUCUUCUACACGUUUAACUACCGGCCCACCAGCAGCCCAACGCCGGACUGGGUGGAGGCUGCGCACGGGGAGGAGAUUCCCUUCGUGUUCGGCGCACCUUUGAUCUCAGACACGAUUUUCAAAAACAUGACCUUCACCAAACUUGAGUCUAUGUUGAGUACCGCCAUUAUGACCUACUGGACCAACUUUGCUAAGACAGGAAGUCCGAAUGAGCCACGAAAACAGGAAACGACAUUCCUUCACCUGAGACCAAACCGUUACGAAGACGUUCUGUGGAAGCCGUACAACAGCGAGAUCGUCGGACAGGAAGGCGACAGUUACAUGUACUUCGGUAUGAGACCAAGAGUCCCCAGUGGGUAUCGUUCCCAAAGAGUGGCAUUCUGGAAAGAGCUCGUUCCCAAGCUCCUCAAACCUUCUCAAGUCGUUGGAAACGGGAACGCGUACCCGACUCACUCGCUGAACGAGCUGUGUGCACGUUUGGACGUGGGGAGGGCUAUUUUAGUGGGUAACGAGGUGGUCCCAACUCGUGCUGUGGGUAAUCAAAGAAAUAGUCCCGUCACCUGUUUCCCCACCUCCCAAACCCCUACCGCGGACCCAUCCUUACAGAGACCCAAAGUAGGCUUUGACAUGACGUGGACUCCCAAAUGGUCCAGCGUCGACAGACGUGACAGAAGUCGCGGUUACUCUUCAGAACUUAGCGUUGUCAUCGCUGUGGGGACUUCGCUACUCUUCGUCAAUGUUGUUGUCUUCGCUGUCUGCUAUCAUCGCAAGGAGAGGAAGUCUAAAGAGAAACCAGGAGCGCAUACUCAAGACAAAGUCAGGUUAAAGGUCUCUGAUGUUCAGGAAAUGAUUAAGAUGAUGGAGUUUCAGGACGCUACCUCCUUAGAAGCGGACGGGAAUAAGACAGAGCUAGUGGACAGUACGACGAUAAAGUCUUCUCGCCUUGUCUAGCAGUAAUAAAGAAAAAUCGUGUCGCUGGCUGCUUCCGAGUCACGUGCUGUUUCCGAGCAUUGAUGUAUUUGUCCAACGUAAGAAUAAAUGCGAUAUGUGCCUGUCUUGUUGUUUUAUUGUCUGAGGUCAUGUUAUUUGUUGGAAUCGUGCUGAUUUCUUCACAAACACCCCUUAUCAUAACACCUUUGUAUAAGUAAGGCCAUAUUGAUUUGAUUAUAUGGAUGA
Molecule: messenger RNA, 3004 nt
Organism: Branchiostoma floridae (Florida lancelet)
Lineage: Eukaryota; Metazoa; Chordata; Leptocardii; Amphioxiformes; Branchiostomatidae
Product: neuroligin-4, X-linked-like
Exons: 7
Coding region: 482-2779 (765 amino acids)
Biological process (GO): presynaptic membrane assembly; neuron cell-cell adhesion; postsynaptic membrane assembly
Cellular component (GO): synapse; cell surface
Molecular function (GO): neurexin family protein binding; signaling receptor activity
Source: RefSeq, a predicted model, not a curated record